Molecule: messenger RNA, 1595 nt
Organism: Sorghum bicolor (sorghum)
Lineage: Eukaryota; Viridiplantae; Streptophyta; Magnoliopsida; Poales; Poaceae
Product: formate dehydrogenase 1, mitochondrial
Exons: 6
Coding region: 99-1229 (376 amino acids)
Cellular component (GO): chloroplast; mitochondrion
Molecular function (GO): oxidoreductase activity, acting on the CH-OH group of donors, NAD or NADP as acceptor; formate dehydrogenase (NAD+) activity; NAD binding
Source: RefSeq, a predicted model, not a curated record
CCUGUAGUUAUUCCUCUUCCUCUUCCGCCUCGCUCUCACUCCUGCUCUUCCUGGCCGUGCGGUUCCUUCUCCCUGAUCCUUCUUUGGCUUCGCGGUUCAUGGCGAUGUGGAGGGCCGCCGCUAGGCAGCUGGUCGACCGGGCGCUCGGUUCAAGCGCCGCACACACGUCUGCAGGCAGCAAGAAAAUCGUUGGGGUGUUCUACAAGGCCGGGGAGUAUGCCGACAAGAACCCCAACUUCGUCGGCUGCGUCGAGGGAGCACUCGGCAUCCGCGGCUGGCUCGAGUCGCAGGGCCAUCAGUACAUUGUCACCGAUGACAAGGAGGGCCCCAACUGUGAACUGGAGAAGCACAUUGAAGACAUGCAUGUCCUGAUUACCACCCCUUUCCACCCAGCUUAUGUCACUGCAGAGAGGAUAAAGAAGGCAAAGAAUCUUGAGCUUCUUCUCACUGCUGGAAUCGGCUCUGAUCAUAUUGAUCUUCCAGCAGCGGCUGCUGCAGGCUUAACUGUGGCUGAGGUCACUGGAAGUAACACCGUCUCUGUUGCAGAAGAUGAGCUCUUGCGCAUUCUGAUUCUGCUCAGGAACUUCUUGCCUGGGUACCAACAGGUAGUUCAAGGUGAAUGGAACGUAGCAGGCAUUGCCCACAGAGCUUAUGAUCUUGAAGGAAAAACUGUUGGGACUGUUGGGGCUGGUCGUAUAGGCAGGCUCUUGCUUCAGCGUCUUAAGCCCUUUAACUGCAACCUGCUUUACCAUGACAGACUUCAGAUUGACCCAGAGCUUGAGAAAGAAAUUGGGGCCAAAUUUGAGGAGGACCUGGAUGCUAUGCUUCCGAAGUGUGAUGUGAUUGUGAUCAACACACCUCUUACGGAGAAAACAAGAGGCAUGUUUAACAAAGAGAGGAUUGCAAAGAUGAAGAAAGGUGUAAUUAUUGUGAAUAAUGCUCGAGGAGCAAUCAUGGAUACUCAAGCAGUCGCAGAUGCAUGUUCUAGCGGCCACAUUGCUGGAUACGGUGGUGAUGUGUGGUUCCCCCAGCCAGCACCAAAGGAUCACCCCUGGCGCUACAUGCCUAACCAUGCCAUGACCCCUCACAUCUCUGGGACUACAAUUGAUGCGCAGCUGCGGUAUGCGGAGGGUGCGAGGGACAUGCUGGAUAGGUAUUUCAAGGGAGAGGACUUCCCGGUGCACAACUAUAUCGUCAAGGAAGGCCAGCUUGCCAGCCAGUACCAGUGACCGUGCGAGAUGUCGCUGCAAUAUGGCUUUUCUCGGGAGAAGCUGCGAGGAAGAAACUGCUGUUGCGUCACUGUAUGAGAGUAGCUCUGAGAAACCUGUCAGCGGCCACCUGCAAUAAGAAUACCUUGCUUAUCUCACCGAGGAGCUGAGAAACCUGUCAGCGGCCACCUGCAAUAAGAAUGCCUUGCUUGUCUCACCGAGGUGAUGAAUAAGAGUCAUUUUUUUCCCUUCUCUGUCAACGAACUGAUAGUGUUUUGGUUGUCACAUGAUAGUGUUUUGGUUCAACCUGUGAUAACGCAAAUGGUAACGAACUGCAUGCGCUAUGUCAUUUGCUGCUAUUCCCUUGGUUUUAGCAGAUUUUUGUUC